This is a messenger RNA of Sycon ciliatum, 7055 nucleotides long. RefSeq lists its product as uncharacterized. NCBI's taxonomy places the organism in Eukaryota, Metazoa, Porifera, Calcarea, Leucosolenida, Sycettidae. The transcript is spliced from 14 exons. The coding region runs from base 648 to 6128 and encodes 1826 amino acids. The record is from RefSeq and is a predicted model, not a curated record.
UUCCGUCCUCCAUCCUCCUGCCGGCAUGCCCAGCUUCCUGCCCUUGUAUAACCUGGUUAUCCUAGCCAAGUAAGUUGUUAUGGCUAAUGUUCCACAUUUUUAUUUGAAUAGUUCACCAACCCGUGAUGCGUUGACCGCGCGCUACGAAGGCGAAGGUCACCUCCUUUCCGGUAGGAGAGAUGCGGAGAAGAGUCGGGCAAAGCAUAGAAGGAAACCAGUUGCCUGCACACCGCAGGUGAUUUGCAGGCUUCGUGGGCCGCCAGCAUGCCAGCGGCGUCUGGCCAGAGCUACUCCGCCGCUGGAAUGCGAGCAAGAAGACGGAGACUGUCCAGCAGCUCCUAGCGCAGUGCCGCCAACAAGUUAUUUUGCAGCACCUCCAUCUCAGUUCCGUACCUCUGUGAGGUGUUGUCCGCUACUAACUUGCAUUGCGUGGAAUAAUGCGUCUCUUCGACGAAUCGGUGUCCGUCGUCGCUCGACCUGUUCACAACACCUAAGCCUAAAGGGGCGUUUCGUGUUUGUGUGUCACGCUGUGGUGCUGGGCAACGACAUAUUGUUGAUAUCGCCACUACUAACGUUAGUAUCUGUCCGUGUGGCGAUCGGCAGCAACGACCAAGCGGCACGAAUCGACCAGGCUGCAGAUAGGCGGCAUGAAAUCGCUUGCUGCCGAUAGAGGUAUGAGCAGAACUUUGCAGAGCAGCACCAUGACGAAUCGGUCGCGUGGACUGUACCGACCACAUGCCAGUUUGCCAGUCCUGCUCGGAAGUCUGAUUGUUUGUUUCGUGGCAUGUGGUGUCACGUCGGAAGAAGCUACAGUGGGUCCUAAAACUCCUGGUAUUGCAAUCUUUGUUGUGGCAUGGUCAGACGCUAAUCACGGACCGCCAGGCAAUGACAGUGAAGAGGACCUGCGCUGCUCUUCUAACAAUCACUGUGAGUCUCUUUGGGAUGCCAUGAAACUGGCACGUAACUUGCAAUCGCAGCAACAGCAACAGCUCAAUGCUGGUGGUGUGCAGUCUCCGCUUCCAAUAGUGGUGCGCUUGUUGGCAAACCAAACUCUGUCACAGUGUCGCGUGUUGCUGAGGCGGAGGGUACAGCUUCACCACGGCGGUCAAUGCACAGAUUACCAUCCGAUAGGUGUAGAACUGCUCGACUGGCACAUGGCCGAUAUCAUCGUCGACGGCAGCCACCCAGCAGGGGGCUGUGGUCGAUCACUACUUGCAGCCCCCACACCUCUAUCCCAGUCUGCGGGAAGCAAGAACACCCAUGGUCAACGGAGUACUAGCUAUCUUCUAGAUAUCGUCAAUUCCUCGGCCAUCACAUUCCGCAACAUAGCAAUAUAUGCUGAGAACAUCACCGAUGUGUACUGGAACAGGUCAUUGGUACACAUACAAUCAUCGAGACUAAUUCGAUUUGUGGACUGCGUGUUCACAUGCAUGCAAUACGAGCUGUCCGGUGGGAGACGAUCCCUGGCAAUGGUGCGUGACUCGGCAUUCGUGGCGUUCAGUCGUUGCACUUUCCAGCAACGGAAGCAAAUGGCACUCAGCGCACGUGUUGUUGAGAAUGCCAUACUGAGCACACGUAUCAGUCCGUUUCUAGCAUCUGCAUUAGACAUUGAACUGAUGAGUGUUCACAGAAUUGAAGAUCUGUCCGCUGCCGAACACGCCAAGCUAAGCGAAAUUGCGCCUUCGAUCGACGUGGCAAACUGUACAGGUGGUGGCCGCAUAGCAACAACGGGCAGUACAGGAGGUCCUAAACAAGUGGAUGCCAAACUGUUCUACUGUCUUCCUUCAUUGCUGCUACAUCAUUGUUCGGUUGCGAAUUCGGGCAGAGGAGUUAAGUUGGACUAUGCGCCGCAUCGACUUCGUAAAAUCACGAUUAGUACGGCGGUGCCCAUGGCUAUAGGAGUGACAUUGUCUUCGAUGACGGGCCACCGAGUCUUGAUUCACAGCUGUGAUAUCAAACGCACACAAGCGCCUUUGGGUACGUCGGUGAAGUUCUCCAUAGCUCACGAUCGACGCAACCCGCCAUCACCCGGCCCUGCAAAUUCCACAGAGUGGCUGCUGGAGGUUACAAACACAUCGUUCGAGGGGAACAUCGGCUUGUUCGGCGGUGCUCUAAUGGUACUGGCUGAUAGGAAAGCGUCAUUCAUGGGCAAUGUUUUUCUGGACGAUAGAUACAGUAGAAGUGAAGCUAUGACAGCGUGCAACUUGGUACUGGUGAAGGACUGCUACUUUGGUGACAACUUGGCAUUGCGAGAGGGUGGCGGUAUUCUUGUUCACUUCAAGACACUCUUGCCAUGGCCGGGGAGUCUGGUGUUUGUUCAUCUUCAUAACGUCACGUUCAGCAGGAACAGGGCAAUGAUCUUCAACCUCUCGCAACCCGGCGGCGCGCUGACGGUCGUUUCCGACGGUGAAUCAUCGUACGCACCGAGCCGCCUAGACAACAGCACGCUGGCAGGUGGUCUCUGCCAGGGACAAGACCGAAAGUACUUUCCAGUUCAACUUUGCAACGUGACGAUGUCUGACAACCGGGGAAUCGGCGCGUUGUUUGCGAGAUCCACCAACAUGAGCUUGUGUGGAGUAAGCUCGUUCCUGAACAACACUGGCUCAGCUGUGGUACUACUAGGCUCCCGUCUGGUUGUCAGGAACACGCUGCACAUCAUCGGCAACAGAGGAGUCAACGGUGGGGUGUUCAGCAUCCGGGAUGUGUCUUCUGUCACGUUGGCACAGGUGAAGGAUUUGGUUGCAAGAGACAAUCGCGCCACCUACCUAGGGUCGAUUGCCCACGCCGACUCAAGGAGCUCAUCAUUCAGUGCCUAUGAGGCCUUCUUCAGCAAGCUGAACCGAACUUCUGUUGCAGAGGCCUGCCCCUUCAUCCUACCACUGCACUUCGUAACAGGAAAAUCCCAGUCCAUGCUACAGACAUUCUUCAGCGGAAGUAAGGCGGAUGUACCUGGUAAGGAUGUCUCGACCAUCUUCAUGGCCAGUCUGUUCUCCUGCCUCGAUAACUACAAGCCAGUAAUGGCGCAGCUGACACAAGUGGAUGAUCCGUUCUACUGCAUGCCUUACGCACCAGCAAGAUGGGAGCUGUACAGCGGUGAAGUGACUGGUGCAAACAAGGACUACUGUGGGGUCCUGGAGCAGUUCUCUUCGUCAGGACCAUGUCUGGAGGGCUGUGAAGCAUCGGCGAGGGGACUGCAGACACGAGUCACCUGUGCUUUUGGUAACUACACACUGUCAGAGAGUCUGCACAGAGGAAAUGGAACCACUGUAAGCGCGAAUACACGCAAGCCUUGGCAGUGCUGGCCGAAACAACCACUUGGUGAUAGUGGAGACGAAGAGUUCGAAGAUAGACCUGCAUCACCACCAUCGUUAUCAAACCCUCUCGCCCACCCGAAUAUGCCAUAUAAGGCAAGAAAAGGUGUGUGCCCAGUAGACGGCCCUGGUGUAUGCACAGACCCCAAUCCCUACCUGCGCCAACCUCCGUCACUGUGUCAUAGCCGCGUGCAGCAGAUAACCGUUGUCAACUGGAGGUCUCCGCGCUUCCAGAGCAGAAUUCAAAUGCUGCAGUCGCCAUUUGGUUCCAACGUGGCCUGGCUGUUCUUCAAUUCCACCACCACUGCGUGCUACAAGGUCGUUGGUGAUCGUGUCUGGUACUUCUAUGACGGAUGCAGUCGGGACAAGGUCUGGCAGAAUGCAAGCAAUAGCCGGGAACGCUUGCCACUGGAGACGGAUUGCUGGCUACUUCAGCUGGCGCAGAGGAACCACGAGUAUCGCGGCGAGGUGCUGACUGGCAUUGUACCGGGCUACAGGUAUGUGUUGACGCCGUGGGCCUCCUACAUGAACACCUGGAACGGCCGUGCGGGCAUCAACCUGAACAAGGACAACCGCUGUGUGCUGGAGAGUCCGGUGCGGCGCAACCAAUCUCUGCACUGGAUUGGAAACUUGACCCUUCAGCCGGCGCCAGGAGAAGAGUUUGAACUGAGCAUACAGGCACUCGAUGAGUCAUUUGGACAACGCGUUGCAACACUACUGGUUUCGGUCAGUGCUGAACAUGAUGAUGUCGUACUCGGCAGACUUGGCUUUGUCUUCAAGCAUAACAAGCACGAGGUCUUCACCAGCACCAAGCCAAUGCGAGGCCUUCGGCUGUUCGGUAGGCCUGGUGCCAGAGGACACCUUGUCAUCUCCGUUAAAGAUAGACUAACGUUUACUGAUACAUUUGGAGUCCGGUUGACUUUGCGCAUUCCGUUCCAUCUGCGUGAGUGUCAUUUUGGUUACUAUAAAUGGCAGCCAUCAUUAAAAAAGGCUGUGCAACUGAUCCAGGUACUCAACAUGGCGACGACAUCUGACGACGUAUGCCAAGCCUCCACGGACAUCAGAGAUACGCUUGGAUGCAAGUGUUUUUCGGACAAGUAUGCCAGCUGCAUGAAGAGCUGCUCCAACCGGGAGGUGUUAAUCAAAUCACACUGCUGGGCUGGUGGACAGUUCGCCGAUCGGCCAAGUACCUAUGAAGAAGACGCCCCGUACCGCAUCAAGGAACAGUUCACCAUGUCCACGACCGAAUUUUUUGAAUACAACACUGGAGAUCCGCUGGGAAAAGCUCAGCACAAUGACAACAUGUUCACUGCGCAGGCAUGCUCCAAAGAUAGCUGUGCUUACCAUAACGGUUCAAAGUACUGGAUGCUGGGCCAGGACAAUCCGUGCUCACUGGGUACGCGGACGACCGGUCCGCUGUGCUCGACCUGUUUGAAAGACUACUGGUCAUCUCUUGGAUUAUCAUUCUGCGAGCGCUGCACGGGAGGCGUUCCCAUCGGCGUGUUUCUCUUGGUCCUGUUCAUCGCAGUGACCAUUGCUUUCAUAGUGGUGCUAUUGCUGAACAUAGGUGUGACACCACCACUAGACUCAUGGCUCUUCUAUUGCCACGUCAAUUACUGCAUAAACAAUGGGUUCCACACGACAAGGUCUUUCUACACCAACUUCAUCACGCUUGGCGCAGCCAAGAUGUGCAUCAUGCAGCACAUGUCACCGAUGCUGCGGCAGACACUGCUGAUGUGCUCGCCGCUCAUGUCCAUGACGCUCGUCAUCGUGCUGUACACGCUGGCGGCGCGGCGCGUGGGCCUGCGCGUGCUGCAGCGCCUGCAGCAGCGCAAGUCCAUCCGCCACGUGGCCUUCUUCAUCAUCCUGUGGACCAGCGGCAUGCUAUCCUACCAGGCGCUGGUGCUGAUGCGAUGCAUGCCGCUGGGCGAUGGACCGCACGUCCUGGUGAUCGACAGCACAGUGAUCUGCUUCCAGGGCGUGCACAUCUACUACAUGGCCAUGACGCUCUUUAUCAUCGCCGUCUUUGUACUGCCGCCGCCCAUCCUACUGGCCUGGCGGCCCACGCACAUCUUUCCGUCCCUGGUUGGCAUGAUCGACGAGGCCACCUGCAUGUACGAGCCGUCGUGCCAGUGGUGGGCCGUGUUCAACCUCCUGCGGCGCAUCGUCUUCAGUUGCAUCGUCGCCACGGUGACUGAGGGCUUGACGGCCAGGAUGAUCCUGUUGAUGCUCAUGAUCACGCAGGUAGCUCUGCACGGAUAUGUCAGGCCGUAUUGCCGCGAUGCACAGUUGUGGAAGAUCAAGGAUGUGGAUAACAUCAUGGAAUUUGUCGUUCUCACGUUCCUAACCAUCAUGGCAGCAUAUCGCAUCCUGCAGGUAGACAUUCCGUUCGGACCGUCGCGCACCGAAAGUACGUUCGCCUACUCCUUGUUCGCCAUCAUCAGUUUCCUGCUGUUUGUUAGCUACGCUUCACGCUUUACGAAGAGUUGGUGGGAUACCCUGCGGCAGCAUCCUCGCCAGAGUCUAAAGAUGCUGUGGACGGAAGUAAGUGAUGAUGAAGAGGCAGCACUGGCGGCGGCAGCAGCAGCCAGGAACAGCCAUCCCAACAUGACUCUGGAGAUGCUGGCACGGUCUAGGCAACACAGCAGCCACGGCUGCAGAAAUGGACUGCCGGCGGCUGAGAAUAGCUGUGCAGCCGCCACACCGCCACCACCUGCCAAGCUCAAUAGCCACUCAUCAGCACAGGAUGACGAGGCAGUUGACACGAAACUACAAGAACCGCUCCUUAUGGAUUACUUGCUGGAAAAGACGACAUAACAGAUGAUUGGUGUUGGUGGCCAUUUUUCUAGGUAAUAAUUUCUCUGUGCAUGUGUGUGUGUGUGUGUGUGUGUGUGUGUGUCUGUCCCCGGGGAAAAUUGCGAUUCCGCGGCCGCGUUUUUUUCCGCGUUUUUUGCGAUUUCUUAAAAGACCGCGUUUUCCGCGAUUUUCCCGCGUUUUUUGAAUUUUUUUGUUGCACCACACGUACACACAGUGCAUUGUUCGGUCAGCAACGUCUCAUCGUGGCGGCUUUUUACUCAAAUAUGACGAGUGCUUACACCAGAGACUUGUAACUGAUUGAUUUCACUACAUACUCACUGAAAAUUGCCGCACAUCAAUAUUAUUCACCGCAUAUUUACCGCAAAUUCACCGCAAAUUAUGCCAUAUUAUGCCGGGUUUUUCCCCCGCGUUUUUUGCGAUUUUUUCCCGCAAAUUUCCCCGGGGACAGGUGUGUGUGUGUGUGUGUAUGUGUGUGUGUGUGCGUGGCGUGUGUAUGUACAUGCAUGAUGGGAUGGACAGUUAAUGCCGCUGGCACGUUCACACUGCCUGAAUUCAACUGACUUCAUGUUCCCAAUUGAGAUGCUUCUGCCAGUGCAUGCCAUUGUGCCCGCACUAUCCUCCCUGGAUGUACGAGUACAUUAUGUUUGUCUUUUCAGCACAGUGAUGUGCUACUCCUCCUCAAGCUGUCUUAUCAUUCCUUUCUUUACUACCGGCCGCAUUAUCCGGGAUUUUCUCUCCCUUUUGAUCACAGUCUACACAUAUUGACAGCAGCAGGGCCAGACCUUCAAAAGAAGAGUUGUGAAGAAGGAAAUUUGCCACAUUUAAAUAAUGCGUGCAUGCACAAAAAACGUCACACCAGCAUGAUGGGCACGGGUCUGUCACCACCUACCGAUCAUGCUUAUGAAGGAGAAGAUCUAUUGUAAUUAA